GGUUCCCGCUGGGGAAACGGCCACCGUCUCCCUCUGCGUUUCGGUUUGCGGGAGUUUAAAGCGGUGCGUGGGGAGCAGCGCCGUGCGGGACGCAGGACAGGCCCCAGUGAGCCUGCGGCCGAGCCUGGCACUGCUCCCAUGGACAGCACGGCGGUUCGUCCCGCUAUCAGAGUGGGACAUCCUCUUGUCCACGAGCAAUCUCUCGAUGUUUGUUUAUUAUCUGCGUUUGAUAUUUGUUUAUUAUCUGCAUUAUUGGAACCAUUUAUUGCCGUGUCUUGAACGCUGCCAUGUUUUGCACGAGUGUUUACGCUGUUUUUCAUUUAUUUUCUCGAGUUUGGCACGGGGAGCUCUAUUCUUGUGCUCUAAUUAAGGGGGGUGAUUUAAGUGCUGUUUGGGAGGCACAAGUAUUAAAGUGAGAUAAAUAACGCCGCCUCCCCCGCAAAGUUUGGGUCGGGGUCACAGAUCCAAAAGGGCUCAGUGGGAGCUGCAGGCAGCGCACAUCGGAACCAAAGCAGAAAACUCCAAUGAAACCACAGUCAGUUCUUUUCGUAAUCGCUGUUCCGUUCCCUGGCAGCUCAUGUUUAAUUAAAACCUUGAUUUUAAACAGAAAUAAAUGCCGUGAAAUUCAGACGCCUCUUAAGUCAGCAGUGUUUCUUAGCGAUAAUUAGACAACGUCUCGAUUACGUGUAGACAUUUGUCAAGGCAUUUCUCAGCACAUUUGUUGUCCUUCUAUAACUAUCUCUGCAUUUUGACCAUUGCUAAUAAAUUCUCACAGAGGAGCAUGCUUCUCACUGCAUCCCUGCAUUCUGACCCAUGUGCUUAUCUGAAACCCUCUGAUUUUUCCUCGCACGGUGCUCCCGGACAGCAGCACAAAGGUUGACCCUUUCGUCUUCUUCCUUUUAGAUCUUGGAUGAGUUUUGCAAUGUGAAGUUCUGCGUAGACGCCAGCCAACCAGAUGUAGGAAACUGGCUCAAAUACAUCAAGUUUGCUGGAUGCUACGAUCAGCACAACCUUGUUGCAUGUCAGAUAAGUGAUCAGAUAUUCUACAGAGUAGUGGCAGACAUUGAGCCAGGAGAGGAGCUAUUACUGUUCAUGAAGAGUGAAGAUUAUUCACAUGAAACAAUGGCUCCGGACAUUCAUGAGGAGCGCCAGUAUCGCUGUGAGGAUUGCGACCAGCUCUUUGAGUCCAAGGCUGAGCUGGUGGACCACCAGAAGUUCCCCUGCAGCACACCACACUCCGCCUUCUCCAUGGUGGAGGAGGACUUCCAGAAAAAGCUUGAGAAUGAGAGUGACCUUCGGGAUGUGCACGAAAUCCAGGAGUGUAAAGAGUGUGAUCAAGUCUUCCCAGACUUACAAAGUCUGGAGAAGCACAUGCUGUCCCACAGCGAGGAGCGGGAGUACAAAUGUGACCAGUGCCCCAAAGCUUUCAACUGGAAGUCCAACUUGAUACGUCACCAAAUGUCGCAUGACAGCGGCAAGCACUACGAGUGUGAGAACUGUGCCAAGCAGGUUUUCACGGACCCCAGCAACCUCCAGAGGCACAUUCGUUCCCAGCAUGUUGGGGCUCGUGCUCACGCUUGUCCAGAGUGUGGCAAAACCUUUGCCACAUCUUCAGGCCUCAAACAGCAUAAACACAUCCACAGCAGUGUCAAACCCUUUAUAUCUGACUGUAUUUUCUGUACUCGUAAUGCACUCUAAGUCUGACAGAGGUGGCACCUCACCCAGGAGGCCACACACCAUGAUUUACUCUACCAGUCUGUUUAUGGCAACUGUCUCUUAUUACAGUGCACCGCCCAAGCUUGAGUGAAAACUCACCAACACUAAGGUAAUUACUCACUGCCUUUGCAGAAUGUCCAGCCUCUCCAAAUAGAAACCACAUGCCAUAAUAGGUCAAAUGCACUCAAAAUAGUACUUACAGUCAUUUUUUUUUAAUAAGCAGAAAAUAUGCAAACUUAACUGCUAGCUAAUUCGGGUUCCAGAGACGAUUGCAGUGCAGAGGGUGCUUUAGCAUAUGAUUUUUUUCACUUUCGGACACAGGCUGGGAGUUUGUGUUAAACCUGGGUCUGUGCAGCAAUAAAAGCUGCGAGGAGGGAAGCUUCCCUUACAAGUUAGUUGCUUAAAAGUACGGUGCUAAGAUUUAAAGGAUGUAAUAAGGUGUAACAGGAGAAAUCAAACCCAGCUUCUGUUGCUUUGAUAUGUGGAAGCAAUUAAAGUUGAUAACCGUCCCCCAUCUACUAAAUUUUAAGCAAAGCUUUGCUUGGGAAUAAAAGUCAUGUGGUGAAAAAGAGGGUCUUGUAACAGGGACUUGCCUGGGCAGUUCUGGCUCCUCACGCUUAGUAGAAGUCAAGGCAGUAUGGUUGAGUUGCACCCUUCAUCUGCAGAACCAGCAGCUUCUGCCGCAUCCCACCUGACUUCCCCAAGGUAGUUCCCAAGAGUAAGGUACCUCUGUAGGGAAAGAACUUUGGGCCUGGCUCCGAAACUUCUUGGUCAACCUUGAAAGCCCACUUUUUAAUAGACUGUUAAAUGGAAGAGACCUCCCUUCAAAUAGUUUUAAAUAACUGGUGGGCUCAAAGAGGUGAACUCCUCAGUACAGCUGUUAAUUGUUUGAUCAAGAUGAUAGUAAAGAUUUCCAUAUUUUAAUGUUAUUGCCAUUAUCAAUUUAAUUUCAAAGCUAAGAUCAAAUAUAUUAGCUAAGUGGUUAAUUUGCAUCCCCCUUUAACAGUCUGUAAGGAUCUCUCUCAAUUCUUAGUAUGUAAUUUUGCGUUUCUGCAGAAGUAGAAUAUUUCCUGGUUUCUUUGACUUUUAAUGGAGGAUAAUAAGUUUUAAUGGAGAGUAAUAAUUGCUAAUUAUUCAUGUUCCUUAAAAGAGAACGUUCUGAACUUCUAGGAAGA
Molecule: messenger RNA, 2891 nt
Organism: Lagopus leucura (white-tailed ptarmigan)
Lineage: Eukaryota; Metazoa; Chordata; Aves; Galliformes; Phasianidae
Product: histone-lysine N-methyltransferase MECOM-like
Exons: 7
Coding region: 1093-1698 (201 amino acids)
Biological process (GO): regulation of transcription by RNA polymerase II
Cellular component (GO): nucleus
Molecular function (GO): DNA-binding transcription activator activity, RNA polymerase II-specific; RNA polymerase II cis-regulatory region sequence-specific DNA binding
Source: RefSeq, a predicted model, not a curated record